AUGGCUCCUCUUGCGUUCAGGGACGAGGAUCUCCCAGAAAGGAUGCUCAGUCUCUCCUGCCUGGGAGGAGCUGUUGCUUUUCCUGGGGAUGCCGGUGAUGACAAGAUUGUGGGAGGCUGCAAUUGCCUCGAGCAUUCCGUUCCCUACCUGUCCUUGAAUGCCGGGUAUCACUUCUGUGGCGGUUCGUUCAUCAACAGCCAGUGGGUCCUCUCAGCUGCUCACUGCUAGAAAUCAUACGUAGGGAUUGGAGCGCAACAUUACGUGAAGGAAGACAGUGAACUAGUCAGGCGUGCCGCGUUAAUCAUUCACCAUCCUAGAUACGAUUCAAGAAGCCUUGAUACCGGCGUUGUGUUGAUCAAGCUGGCCACCACCAUGGACUGCAGUGCUGACAUUCAACCCACAGCUCUGCCCAGCUCCUGUGCCAAGGAGGGUCCCGAGUGCCUUUUUCAAGGAGGAAACACACUGAGCAGUGGCUCCAGUUUCCCUCAGGUUCUCCGGUGACUGAGAGCUCCAGUUCUGAGUAACCAAAAGUGCCAGGAGGCUCACCCAGGCCAGAUCACUAGCAACGCGAUGUGUGUAGGAUUCCUGGAUGGUGGGAAAGACUCCUGCCGG
Messenger RNA from Nipponia nippon (crested ibis), 612 nucleotides. The record is from RefSeq and is a predicted model, not a curated record. Lineage: Eukaryota; Metazoa; Chordata; Aves; Pelecaniformes; Threskiornithidae.